Molecule: messenger RNA, 796 nt
Organism: Bradysia coprophila
Lineage: Eukaryota; Metazoa; Arthropoda; Insecta; Diptera; Sciaridae
Product: peroxiredoxin-1-like
Source: RefSeq, a predicted model, not a curated record
ACAGUGCAAGUGAUCGGUUCGCUGUUGCUGUUUUGUAGCAUUGCAACAGCUAAAUUUAAAUUUGAAGAGGAAACCUGCCACUCUUUCGGUCCAGAUGCUCAUGUUUAUCCGCAAACAACAUCGACAUUAGAUCAUAAGUUACAGUACACCAAGGCAGUCAUUUCCAGACCGGCACCGAGCUUUGAAGGUACAGCAGUUAUCAACAACGAAUUUACUCAGAUCUCAUUAUCGGACUAUCUCGGGAAAUAUGUCGUCUUCUUCUUCUAUCCACUGGAUUUCACAUUUGUAUGUCCGACCGAAAUUCUUGCCUUUUCUGACCGCAUUGAGGAAUUCAAGAACAUUAACACCGAAGUAAUCGCCUGCAGCAUUGAUUCCCAUUUUACGCAUCUGGCAUGGAUAAAUACACCACGGAAAGAGGGAGGACUAGGUAAGGUAGCAAUACCACUCGCUCAGUGACGAUGUCCCAUCGGGAUAUCGAAGGAUUAUGGCGUUUAUUUGGAGGAUUUGGGUCACACCCUCAGAGGUCUUUUCAUCAUUGAUCAUCGUGGUAUCUUGCGACAAAUCACGAUGAACGAUUUACCGGUUGGCCGAUCCGUCGAUGAGACACUGAGACUGGUGCAAGCAUUCCAAUAUACUGAUCAACAUGGAGAAGUAUGUCCGGCAGGUUGGAAGCCAGGUGGCGCAACGAUCGUUCCGAAUCCCAACGAAAAGAAGAAAUAUUUCGAGAAGACUAAUCAGUGAAUCACAGUGUGUUCGUUACAUACCUAAAAUAAAAAGAUUUCUUUUUGUACUGAAA